Molecule: messenger RNA, 3946 nt
Organism: Alligator sinensis (Chinese alligator)
Lineage: Eukaryota; Metazoa; Chordata; Crocodylia; Alligatoridae
Product: pepsin A-like
Exons: 13
Coding region: 2694-3773 (359 amino acids)
Biological process (GO): proteolysis
Molecular function (GO): aspartic-type endopeptidase activity
Source: RefSeq, a predicted model, not a curated record
AUGGCUUCACUAGAAUCCCCAGUUCAGGGACUCAUGAGAAAGAAUUCAAAUAUCUAACAGCUUCUUGAUGCAAAACAGUUAGUUUUGAAACAGUGACAGAAGAGCUAGAAAAAUAAAACAAGCAGAAUGGUAAAAUGUCAGACUGCUUCUCACAUUGCAAUAGGAGCAAAUAUCAUGUUCCAAAAAGAAAGCAAGUUAACUCCCAAAGGAUGCUGCUGGCUGGACAAAAACAACACACCUUCAUCCUAUUGCUGAGAAUGAGAAACAUCAGAAGCAGCAAAUCCAGAUGCCAAAGUGCAGCUCUACCUCAGUAGCUGAACUGGCCACAGCAAAAGGAAGUUAGUAUAAAAAUUAGUAACAAGAACAAAAAUAUCCAAGAUCAGUAUUGCCAACCCAAGGAUUUUUUUUUUGUACUGACAAAUGUUUUACACAAUGUAAAUGUAACCCUUUUGCCAGGCCCUGCAUGCUAGUGAGAGAGGCUGGAUUCAUACAGGUUUAAUAGCAACUUUCUAAAUCUGACUUGAGGCCCCAUCCAGAAACCUAGGAAAAUGAUUUUUUUUCCUCCCCCAUCCCUGUCUUGCCUAGUGCCUGAGACUACUAAGGGUUGAGCAGCCCUGCCUACUUUGGAAGUGAGCAGCCAUUACGGGCAGGCAAUGGUGGUAGGGUACAGUGGCAGCAUAUGGAUGGUGGGGGGAGGUAUAUAGGGCACUUAUCCAUGUUGCGCUUUUCUUGUGUCCAUGUGACAAAAAUCAUCAUUAAGCUAGCUAAAUCGCAUCUGCAGAUCCAUGUUGUCAGCUGAUUUUAUCACUUUAGGGGUUUUUAUCAUGAUCAUUUAAAUCACCUCCAAUGUUUUAUUUUUAGCUCCUGAAUUUCUUCCACAAGAGUCUUUAUAUUGUAUUAAUUUUUCAACAUGUAUCUGACUUAUGGCCGAAAAUGGGAUUUUCCCUGCUUUCCAACAAUUUCACCACCAGGUGCCAGUUGGGUUCACUCUUAAAUCCAUGAAAAUCCAUGGAAUUUCUCUUGCAAUGAUUCAACAAGACACCAGAUGCUAAUCUGGCACAUUUUUAUUGAUUAUUUCAGAUUGUAAUGAAAAAUACAAUUUAAAAAAAUAAAGUUCCCCGUUUUCUCAUGCAUUUCACUUCUGGCUGGCCUUUUUCCCGCUGCUGCUUUCCCCCCUGCCGCUUAUCAGAGCCAGCCAGCCCUGCAACUUUUUAUCCUGCUCCUGCCAAGAGUUUCAGGGAAAUUAGGGGAAAAUAUCCUGCUCCUGCCAAGAAAUUAGGGGAGGCUCCCAAUGGCCAUGAAGUCCUGAUGAAGCGCUCCCUGCAGAAUGCCAACCGGUACUUCUGAUCAGAUACAAGGUAGCACUGCUCUGCUACAUCUGUCCAUCAGCAUUCAUAUCCAGCCUCCUUCUGACAAAGGAUCUUCAAUCAAGUUCAUGAUUUCUUAGUUUUUUAUAGACAGUUUAAUUAUUUUUAUGGACAAGCAUUUUAAAUGUUUGUAAAUGUACAAGUAGUUGUCAACCCUGUUCAAGAUUCAGAAAUAAUUAGUCCCAAUUUGGGUUGUGGUUUGUGGGGUGGCGGUGGGUGUUUUUUUUAAAUCAGGGGGUUGGACUAGAUGACCUGAGGUCCCUUCCAACUCUAAUUUUCUAUGAAGUGUCCUGGGAUUAGAUGAAACCCAAGGGCGUAGAGGUAGAAGAUUCUCUGUGGAAAUCCCAUUGUUCUUGAGCCAGCCUUUUCCCCAGCUUAUGGCAAGAUGGAAAUUAAUAAAAUUAAUAUCUGAAUGACUCCACUUCCUGUUCCUGAUCCUUGCCAGGUCAGGCCACUUCCCUUGGUUACAACACUUUUCAAGGCUCUUUGUGUCAAGCCAGUAAUUCUGAAAUGCAGAUUCAAAUUAUUAGACUAAUUGCUGGUUGGAUAAUGUGGAGCCCCUGGCUGUAGUAGCAAAAGCGCAAGUUUUUAUAAUACCCUCUGACUGCUAGGGCCCUGCAGUCCAACCCCAAGAUGCUCCUUGAGUUUCUCUCAGUUGAAGGACCUGGAACAAGGAAUGGAAAAUACACUUUGUCCAUUUCAAAUCUAACAGCAAAUGCCUGUAUCCAUUUAUUUUUGGUAUCAGGACAUCUAACUAAGGUGAUUUUCAGGACGAGAUAUGACUGUGCUCACUUUGCUCAGAUAAACUUCAAGGAAUAAAGAGUUUUUAAUACACAGCAUAACAAGACAGAAAUGGCUGCUUCUCAAACACAGGCCUGAACCUGGACUGCCCCAAUCCAUUGGAUGAUCUCCUGCCAGGACUUUGAUUGCUUCAAGAUCUGACCUCCAUAACUCACCAACCCUUUAGAUUUCUCACUCAGAACCAAAACUUAUGAUCUGCUCUCAAACACUGAGGGCAGUCUCAUUUCACUCAUCCACCAUAACUCCCAAAACAAGUCCUCAAGCAUCAUCCUCCCUAACCCUCAUCUAGAGUGGGAAGAGGCAGCCCACAUAUUCACUCCAGGAACUGCCAGUCCUAUGCCUUCAUACAUCUCCUGACUUGGGUCCAGUGUAACACCAGGGAAAACCUAGAUAGUCCAGUUCCAAUGCCCAUCAUGAAACCCAUUCUUCAAUCCACAGCUGCACUGAAAUUAGUAUUGAAAUUGUGGAGGGUCCUGAUCCAAUUCCCCAAUCCCACUGAGGGUCCCCCUGAGGAAAGGGAAAUCCAUGAGGCAGAGUCUUAAGGAACAUGGCAAGCUUCAAGAUUAUCUGAAGAAUCAUCCACGCAACCUGGGCUCCAAGUAUUUUCCCAACAUCAUCAGUGAGGAUGCCACUGAGCCCAUGACAAACUACAUGGAUAUGGAGUAUUAUGGGACCAUCUCUAUUGGCACCCCAGCCCAGCAGUUCACCGUGCUCUUUGACACUGGCUCCUCCAACCUGUGGGUGCCCUCUGUGUACUGCUCCAGCCCGGCCUGCAGCAAUCACAAUCAAUUCAACCCACAGGAUUCCUCUACAUACCAGGCCACCAGCCAAAGCGUCUCCAUCCAGUAUGGCACUGGCAGCAUGACUGGUUUCCUGGCCUAUGACACUGUUGAGGUCGGAAGCAUUCAGGUGGUCAACCAGAUCUUCGGCGUGAGUGAGACUGAGCCCGGCACCUUCCUUGAAUAUGCACCCUUUGAUGGGAUCCUGGGUCUGGCCUUCCCCAGCAUUUCUUCCUCUGGAGCCACCCCCGUCUUUGACAACAUGAUGAGCCAAAACUUGGUGUCCCAGGACCUCUUCUCUGUCUACCUGAGCUCUAAUGACGAGGAAGGGAGCUUUGUCAUGUUCGGAGGCAUCCACCAAUCUUGCUACUCUGGGAGCCUGAACUGGAUUCCUUUGUCUGCUGAAACCUAUUGGCAAAUCACUGUGGACAGCAUCACCAUGGGCGGCCAGGCCGUCGCUUGUACCUCUGGCUGCCAGGCUAUUAUUGACACUGGCACCUCUCUGCUGGCUGGGCCCCCUAGUGCCAUUUCUAACAUCCAGAGUGCCAUCGGUGCCACCCAGGACUCCAAUGGCCAGUACGUCAUUAGCUGCAGUGCCAUUGACAGCCUGCCCAGCAUCAUCUUCACCAUCAAUGGCAUUGAGUUCUCUGUGCCUGCCAGUGCCUACAUCAUUGAGUCACAAGGCAGUUGCGCAAGUGGCUUUGAAGGUAUUGACAUCCCCACCAAUUCUGGAGAGCUCUGGAUCCUUGGCGAUGUCUUCAUCCGCCUGUACUACGCUGUCUUCGACAGAGCUAACAACCAGAUAGGCCUGGCUCCCAUAGCCUGAGCACACAAUUCUUUCCUUUGGAAAAGUGCCAGAGUAUUGACCCUGUACAGUUUCCACUUCUCUGGAGCCUCAACACAGUCUAUCAGUCAGGCUAUCCUGCACCUUAUUGCUAGUUCAAUGUCCCCAAGCUUUUCUACACUCCUGACUCACCCUUUCCUCCUGUAACAAUGACA